UUUGUUAUCUUUUUAUGGUAUUUUUAUCGUACUUUAAAGUGUGCUAAAUUAUUUUAACAAAUAUGCUCGUUAUAUUAAUAAUAUGCUAUUUUUCAUUUUAUAAAGUGCAACAUAAAUAAGCAUUUUGUAUCUUUAUAACAUAUUUCCUUGCAUGCUUUGCUAUUGUUGGUAACAGUUACAUGUAUAAUAUUGAUUUGAUUUAUUUAUACUGAAAUUAUUGAUUUUGUGAAACAAUAACAAUGAUGGCUUCAUUAUUUUAUUACAGUUGAAAUGUAGCUACAAUUUUGCAUUUUACAAUUGCUAUCAAAAGUUUAUGAAUGAUAUUAAAUUAUAGUAUAGAAAUAAAAUCAGCACACUUCCGAUAUUUUUCCGAAAUGGUACGCCAUUGUUGCCGCAAUCUGGUACCAUAAACAUAGCGGAACGAUGCAUAAAUAUUGCCAGAAUAUUUGACACUCAAAUGAUUCGACAAUCGAAGCAAUUGCAUUACCACCAACACAGUGAAUGGCUUUGAAUUUCCCUCUGGUAUUGAUUCAACGAACUGUGAUGAAUCGUGAUUCUAUUUGGUCCGCAUUUUAUGCUCAUACUAAAUUUAAAUAACAUACGAUAGAAUGAAGAUGACGAACGACUUUUUUUUUGUUGGGACCAUUCCAUUCCCGGGUGAGAUUGUACUAGAUGUUGUAAAAACAUCCAAACCGGGUGAUGGUGGUACAUUGGGAUGAAAAUGAAUUAUGCAGAAUCAACGUCCGCUUGCCGUGGGUUCGAGCAGUCAGACGGCAAACGUUGUUGAGAACGUACGAGAAGCUGUAAACAGUGAGUAUUCUCGUUGAUGGCUUUUAGUUCCAGUGAGAAUGAUGUAUUUUUCGCCUGGCAACACGGUAGUUUGUUGCUGGAACUGGGUGGUCCAAACGACAGGCCCAGUGGGUCGUAGAUUCCCAAAGCUAAUGACAAAAUUCCCUGGAAUGUUUGACAGCAGUGUGGAAGGAGCAGAAUGGUCCGAGAUUAAUAACGAAUUUCCGUAGCAAUCUCGUGUGGUAACCAGAUCCACCAUUUCCCUACGAGAGUGCGGCAAGUUUUUGAGGUUUUAAAAUGAACCGGAACACUAAGAAGAUGGCGCACGGGAGAAUAUGAAUAAAUUGUGAACUUCCUCACAUGGAACGAACUACUGGGAGGGCUGUCAGUGUAGUUGGGUGGUCUGACAAAGCGUUGGAAGCAGUUUAGCUGAAACAGUACACGCAUAAUUAGUCGGAUGAGUAGUUGGUUGAGGGUUGGUGAAUUAUAACCGCAUGUUUACGACUCAGAAGGAAUGGAUGGAUCUGGUGCUGAACACAAAUGUUGAUGUUGUAUUUUUUUGGCAUAUAUAGGCUUUGAAAAGGAAACAAAACAUUGCUCACAAUUGUGUUUGGAAUUUGUCAGCAAAAAAAGGAAAAAAAUCGUACCUUCCGAACAAAAAAACCUUUUUAUAUGUUUUUUUUAAUUUUACGCACUUGUUAAUGUGCAAAACAAUAUCAGAGUUAUCGGUUACAUAUUUGUAGAACAAGGAUCUAAGUGCAAAUAAGCAAUAAGCUAAGUGUGUACAACUUUUCGCAACAUUAAUUAAAAAAAUUAUAUUAAAAUUAAUUAUGAUUGAAAAAUCUAUCAAACCAUGGACAUUAUGUUUAGAAGUAUGCAAUGUAAAACGUCAUUAUUUUUACGAUCUUACCUGUAGUAAAUCCAAAUCGAACUUUAAGGUGUUUAAGCAGAUUUUUAGUAUUUUACCCAACAUCCAUCGCCUUAUCGCUAAUUCAAGUUUUCCCACCUUCUGAAAAUAAUUUAUUAGAGACCAAAAUAAAUUAUAAUACAAUAUUUUUAGGCCGUAUUAGCGAAUGGAGCAAAUUUGUGAUUCUUUCGAUUAAAAACAAAGGUAUUUCGCUGAUUCGUGUAUAGAAUCGUAUUGUAUUCUUCAUUAUUUCAAUGUUGACUUCAAACGAUUUAAUUUCAGUAUGGUUCACAUUUUGGCCACCAAGGCCAGUAUGGUCGAGUAACCAGUUCUGGCAGCCAUGUUUUAGCAUUUUUUAGCCAAGAACAAAUAGUAGUGAUAAUAAUUAAACAUAAACCAGCUAGUUGUCGCAUAAAAUCAUACACAGGUCGAUCUAUUGUUAUGUCAUUUUCAGAUUUUUUCCUUUGACAGUUCGCGGUGUUCCGCGAUCGUUGACGAUUCUUUUGACGCCAAUAAAUGAUGUUAAUUGUUCGCGUCACAAGCACGUUCCACUAUGAAUAGGAUUUUUUUGUACUUCAAAAUGUCGCAUGACCAAGAUGUCGUUGGCCGCUGUUUGGAACCGCUUGGUUGUGGUUUUGAUUAUCGUACACUGGGGUGCGAUUCAAGAGCCAAACGAGUACACCGCAACACUUCGAACAACCAUUGUUGUUGAGAGUCCAUCAACGAACGAUCAUCAACGACUGAAACCAAUACCAAUGCUGUGCGGAUUCGUCGAUUGUACUGCUUGGUUUCUGGGUGGUGGUAUUUGUUUUUGUUUUGUCGGGGUUCCCGAAGUGAUAUGAGCGUAUGGCCGCUUGGCCUUGGGAUGGAGUAGUCGUCGAUGGUCAACUGUGGUUAAGUGCGUUUUGGGUGGUUGUUUAGGCGUGACCAAUUGGUAUGGUGUGCAUUAUCUAGCAGUGAAGUGCGCGGUACGGGUGGCGUAAAGUGAAAAUGAAAUGGAAGGAAAAUUGAAGAAAAGCUACCUCACGGACGAUCCGAAACAUGCGGCCCUGUUGCCAGUGUUGCGCGAAAAGCUUCGCACAUUGCAAUCAUCGGAUCCUGCGGCAACACCACCACUUUCGCCGUCUCCACCGCCACCGUCGCUUUACUUCGAAAGCUCGUCCAUCUCGUCGCGUUCGUCGAUUGUGGAACCAUUCGAUUUGAACGUGGCCUCGCUGUACCAGGUUUUCCACGUCAAGCGCACCGCACGCAGCUGGAUCGAGGCAAAUUUUCAAAAACGGGAAUGCAUCAAAUUUGUACCAAAUCCAAGAACUGAAGAAAUAUGCUGCUGUGGUCAGGAACGGCGCACCCACCAGUUUGCGGCGGGCUACGAAACGGGGGUUCCAGGCGACACUUGGCAGGCAUCGAAAAAUACCCGUGCCCAGCCAACCGAUGCGUACGGCACGAUCGAGUUCCAGGGCGGCGCUCACCCAACGAAGGCGCAGUACGUUCGCUUAUCGUACGACACCCGGCCGGAGCUGUUGGUGCAGCUGUUUACACGCGAAUGGAAUCUCGAGCUGCCAAAGCUGCUCAUCACGGUCCAAGGCGGAAAGGCAAACUUCGAGCUGCAGCCAAAGUUGAAAAAGGUGCUACGGAAAGGUUUACUGAAGGCGGCCAAAACUACUGGCGCAUGGAUAUUUACCGGUGGAACCAACACGGGUGUAACGAAACAGGUCGGCGAUGCGCUCUUGCUUGAGGGUCAGCAACGGUCCGGACGGGUGGUAAGCAUCGGCAUCGCACCCUGGGGCAUCGUGGAGCGUAACCACGAACUACUCGGACACAACCGGGACGUACCGUGCCACAGUAUCAGCUCGCCCAGAUCGAAGCUGGCCGUACUGAACAACCGACACGCUUACUUCCUGCUCGUCGACAACGGUACCCAGGGCCGGUACGGUGCGGAACUAAUCCUGCGGAGAAAGCUGGAGAAAUACAUAUCGAACCAGAAGCUGCAACCCUACAAGAUGCUGUCAUCUUUAAUGAAUUUUCACUAUAAAGUUACCCACUCGAGCACUCCCGUAGUAUGCUUGGUAAUUGAAGGUGGUACAAACACAAUCAGAGCUGUGCUAGAAUACGUCACCGAUAACCCACCGGUUCCGGUAGUAGUGUGUGAUGGGUCAGGCCGGGCAGCAGACUUAAUAGCGUUUGUACAUAAGUAUGCAACGGAUAACGGAGAACAGACGGUGCUAGAAUCGAUGCACGAUUAUGUGCUGGGUAUCAUACAGAAAACAUUCGAGGUCAGCUCGGAGCAGGCGGAGCAACUGUUCCAGGAGUUGCUGCAAUGCACUAAAAAUAAAAAUCUCAUUACGGUGUUCCGCAUACAGGACCGACCGGAGGGCAAUACUCAGGAAUUGGACCAAACGAUUUUAACUGCACUUUUUAAAUCACAGCACCUUAGUCCACCGGAGCAGCUCAGCCUGGCACUUACCUGGAAUCGGGUCGACAUCGCACGAUCGGAGAUAUUCGUGUACGGUCAGGAAUGGCCACACGGUGCAUUGGACGAAGCGAUGAUGCAAGCACUCGAGCAUGACCGUAUCGACUUCGUCAAACUAUUGCUGGAGAAUGGUGUGUCAAUGCGCAAGUUCCUCACUAUACCACGGCUGGAAGAGCUGUACAACACCAAGCAUGGUCCGGCCAACACGCUCGGAUAUAUCCUGCGUGACGUUCGACCACACAUACCUAAAGGAUACGUCUACACACUGCACGACAUCGGGCUGGUUAUUAACAAGCUGAUGGGUGGUGCAUACCGAUCGUACUACACACGGCGCAAAUUUCGUCCGAUCUACGCAAAAGUGAUGAACAGCUAUGUCAAUACGCAUCGGAAGCCAUCCACCUUUCAGCGAACGGCCGGUAUUAACUCGAUGAGUCUCGUCACCGGACUGUUGCCCGUGACGACCGAUAUGGCACUGUUCGAGCUACCGUUUAACGAACUGUUAAUUUGGGCCGUACUGACCAAGCGACAGCAGAUGGCAUUGCUGAUGUGGACACAUGGAGAAGAAGCGCUGGCAAAGUCGCUUGUCGCCUGCAAGCUGUACAAAGCGAUGGCACACGAGGCGGCAGAUGAUGAUCUUGACACGGAGAUCUACGAAGAGCUGCGCAGCUAUGCAAAGGAAUUCGAGAGUAAAGGACUGAAGCUGCUGGAUUUCUGCUAUCGACAGGAUGCGGAACGGGCCCAGCGGUUAUUGACGUGUGAGCUGCAGUCUUGGUCCAGCCAGAGCUGUCUUUCGCUAGCCGUGGCUGCGAAUCAUCGCGCGAUCCUGGCACAUCCCUGCAGUCAGAUAAUAUUGGCCGACCUUUGGAUGGGUGGGUUGCGCACGAGAAAAAACACCAAUCUUAAGGUUAUCUGUGGACUGUUAUGUCCAUUCUUUAUAAGGAAGCUAGACUUCAAAUCGAAGGAGGAACUACAGCAGAUGCCUCAAACGGAAGAAGAGCAUUUGGAAAAUCAAUAUCUCGAUUUCGAGGAUCGCGAUAAAAAGGAUACGGAUGCAGAGAAAGCUCUUGCAAACUCUACUCAAAGCACGAAACCCGCCGGCGAAAGUGCAGUGCCAACACCACAGGCGCUUCUGUCCGAUACGUACUCAAUGAAAGAUACCAAAGUGCAGGAAAAUGGAAAAGUAGGUCUGACCGGAUGCUUGAGCUCAAAAGUUUCACUAACGGAUUCGGAAAACACACAGUACAAGGACUACCUGUUUGACAGCGAUGGGCGCCAGCAGCGACCUCUUAAGCUGAAGAAAAAAUUCUACGAGUUCUAUACUGCACCCAUCACAAAGUUUUGGGCCGAUUCGAUGGCGUAUGUGUUUUUUCUCGUCCUGUUUACGUACACCGUACUGGUGCGAAUGGAGGAAACACCGAGCUGGCAGGAAUGCUACGCCAUUUCCUAUAUCGCCACGUUAGGCUGUGAGAAGAUACGCGAGAUCGUAUCAUCCGAACCGGUGGCAAUAUCGCACAAGUUUUCCGUGUGGGCUUGGAACAUGUGGAACCCAUGCGAUGCAGCCGCAAUCAUAUUUUUCCUCAUAGGGCUGGCAUUGCGGAUGCGGCCGUACACGAUGGACAUCGGUCGAGUGAUAUAUUGCGUGGAUAGCAUCUAUUGGUAUUUGCGGAUAUUGAACAUUCUAGGUGUAAACAAAUAUUUGGGACCACUGGUGACGAUGAUGGGCAAGAUGGUGAAAAACAUGAUUUACUUCGUGGUACUGUUGCUGGUGGUGUUGAUGAGCUUUGGUGUAAGCCGACAGGCGAUACUGUUUCCGAACAACGAUGCCAGCUGGCGAUUGGUACGGGAUGUGUACUAUCAGCCGUACUUCAUGCUGUACGGAGAAGUGUUUGCCGACGAUAUUGAUCCCCCGUGCGGUGAAGACCCAUCACAACCACCAUGCGUAACGGGCCACUGGGUGACACCAAUCGCAAUGUCGAUGUAUCUCUUGAUAGCGAACAUUUUGCUAAUCAAUCUACUGAUUGCCGUGUUCAACAACAUCUUUAUCGAGGUGAAUGCCGUCUCGCAUCAGGUUUGGAUGUUCCAGCGAUUUACGGUGGUGAUGGAGUACCAGCAGAAACCAGUCCUGCCCCCACCAUUGAUUGCGUUGUGCCAUUUCUAUUCGCUGCUACGGUACGCAAUACGAAAAGCUAAAGGGUUGCAAGAAUCGCGCGAUAAUGGACUGAAGCUGUUUCUUGAAAAGGAAGACAUGGAGCGGUUGUACGAUUUUGAGGAGGAGUGUGUCGAGGGUUACUUCCGCGAGCAGGAAAUACUGCUACAACAGUCGACGGAAGAGCGUAUAAAAAAUACGGACGAAAGGGUGGACCAUAUGGCGCAGAAGAUAGAAGACAUCAACCAAAAGGAGAACAUCCAAAGUGCGGCCGUGCAGAACAUUGAGUUUCGUUUGCGUAAGGUGGAAGAAUCGGCCGAACAGAUACUAAACCACCUCGAUGUGAUACAUCGGUUCAUGUCCGCACAUACGCUGAUGAACGAUACGCAGGGUUCGACGGGGAAUGUAAGCGGAAAUGCACCGCCCGGUGGUAUGGCGGUAGGGAUGAUAAUGGAUCAACGGACACGGACAAUUUCGGAGAGUGAUAGCUACAUUUUGCCACCACCAACGACGCAAAGGAAAAAGUUUAACCGAUCCUUGACGGAGGUGCGUCCGGAUGCGUACAUCUUCGAUGAUGGAAAGCAUCUGGAGGUCCGUACGGUCCUGGAGGAAAGUGAAGCAGAACGAUCGCCGGAUCAGGUCUCUCAGCAAAAUGACCGGGAUCGUAAAUUUUCCAUCCGCUCAGAAGACUUGGAACUGUUCCCGGUGGGUAGCGUUACCAAGGCACUCUCCCCGGUAGACAUGCCAACGAUAAAACCUUCGCCACCGCCUCCAUUUUUAAGCAUCCGACAAGACACUGCUAGCACCGAAAGUAAGGAUACACUAACGCCGUUGGAAGGAGCGGAUGACAGAACGUUGGUUGGGGACGAAAUGUUAGACGAUAUGGUUGAGCCGAACUACGAAGGGUUGCGGCAUCGGGCCGGGAGACGCCGAAACUCGUCCAUGUGUGGCCCGGGCCCGAAUGUUGCCACGAAUGGAGCUACGGGUGUCCAACCACCCGGUACGGCACCAGCAGGGAGUGGUAACGUAGGAAUAGGUGGUCGAAGAAAUUCGGAAAGUGCGUCCGGAGGAGGAUUUGACAUUAAUAAAUCUCAGACCAGUCUUUACCAGAUGGGCUUCUCCAAGCGGCAACACAGCAUCACACAAUCAGAGCCGGAUAGUGGCAACGAUCAACCUGUACAACGGACUGUUCCGAAGGGACGACAUCUUCUCCUGCAGAUACACACGGAAUACACCUCCAUCACGGAUGAGCUGGAGAGCGUUUGUCACAUGAUCGCAUCGCCUACCAGCUCGUUGAGGGAAGAUCGUACAAAGAACGUAAACGAACUAACGAAUCCCGAAUUUGCUGCUAUGAUCGAAAAGCAGCAUCUGAAAGAAUGUGAGGACAGUGAUUACAUGAUGAUGGAAAAGUUAUUUCAAACACGCUGUUCGCUUGAGGACAGUGACGAGUAUUUCGACGAUACCGAACCAGAAGAGCACGGGCCGCGCAAAAUGUUACGGCGCGAGACGGCAAUCGAAUUGCCGGUGACGCCAUCCAAAUCGAACAUUGUCUCACUGGCGGACAGCAGCCUGGGGCACGAGGAUUUCACCAUGAAACACGAACGGCAACCCGCAUCGAAUCGCAAUUCGUUGCGUGAUUCGAAGAACUCGCCGCUCUCACUAUCCAGCCAGAACUCACCGCGCAACUCGCAAUACAUGCAAUCCUCGUUCCUUAAUCCCACCGUUUGCGAUGGUGCUAGCCGACUGUACAAGAAGUCAUGUGAGAGCUUGCAGAAAAAUUCCAGCACCGAUACGGAAUAUUCACUGCAGCCGUACCGAUUCAUCAAGCAAAGCUCAAACGAAACGAACAGUUCGUUCAACAUCGACAACUCGUCGAUCACGAACGAUCUGUCGAUCGAUGGCGAAACGAGCCUCAACUCAACCGUUAUCGAAAUGGUUUCAGCACCGUCGAUAGCAGCGGCAGCUGCGGUCGCCGCCGCAGUAUCCGACGGUGAACGUGGCGGUUUCCAGACCAAACGCACCUCAUCACUAGGUAGCAGCUCAACCGCAGCCGAAAUGCGCCCGGGCUUGUUGAAAUGUAGCAAAGACAAGGGAAUCAAGGACGGUGGUGGUGGCUCCAUUCCGGAGGGAUUGGAACGGGCCGUCCCGGGUAGUUCGGUUCCGUCCAGUUCGGGGUUGGUUCCGAACAAACCACCACGGUCGGCCCGUUUCACCGAUAGCUUGAGCGUUCUGGGACCAAAGAGUGUACUGAGCCGGCUGAAGGAAAGUAGCUCCACCAGCACGGAAGAGGUUCCGCAACGGGAUACGAGUGCACCGAUACCGUGCAUCAGCACGAACUUGGUACAGGACGAAAUUGCGAAGCUAUCGUCGAACAUAAAGAGCAGCACGGAUGAGGAUACCGAGCCACCCUUCAAUGAAACUAUGUGCUGAUUUUAGUUGUACCCUCCGACAGAGGUAAAUGUUAGCUUAGAUGGGGAUGGGAGUGUGUGACGCGGGGAGAAAACGGAAUGACAUAUUCCGAAUACGCUUGAUAUCACUGAUGUGAUGCGGGGAAUGUUCCCUGUGCGACUGUUACAAGAAGGUACUUACAGAAGUACGCAAGUACUUAAUCAUACACAAGAGCGUCUAUAUAUCGUACGUAUGCAUUGUAGAUGGUUUGGUUUCCAUGAUGAAGCUCAUCAAAUUGGUCUGAACACUGAAUGGAAUUGCAAGAGCUUAUCGAAGGUUCACGUAUUUCAUCAUAGCGUUUCACAUUCAACAAAACAUGCCCCCAUUAGCAAAUGCAGAUGCAUAUCAAACAUUAGAACUUUCCUACCGAUUAAAUUUCCGUAAAGCUGUGUCUCAUCUUUCACGCACACUUGUCCCAACCGUUAAACACUUUUGUGAAAUGAAAUGUUAAAGAGAGAUGCAAUAUGCUGUGUUUAAGGAACGGUCUAACCAGGAGUUGUUUUUAUUUAAGUUCUGUAAAGGGAAAUAACAAAAUGGAGCGCAAACUUAGUAUAGAAUAGGACCGUUUUAAAAUUUUCUUCUCCCACGAAGGUCACAUGCAAUCAAAACAGAAAGGAAAAAGGUGAAAUAACAAUAAGAUAUAGUUGCGCGUUCAAAUGCGUUUGCAAGCUGUGUGUUUUUGGGCAAUACUUUUUGCUCUUAAAAAAUAAAUUGUCUAAAGUAUGGUACAUAACCCGAAUAGAGAGCGUGGAACACGCCAAUACGGAACUGCCACAACACAUAGUGCUUAAAAUGAACGGUUGUUUGUUGCUUUUAUUUUUUUUUUAAUUUGUAAACAUACAUAUUGGUGCUUAAUGCAAUGCUCUUACCAGCCGCAGUCAGAGAAACAAACUGUACAACUGUGUUUAAUGAUGUAUAUUUUUAACAAAACUUUGUUACAAUCAUUUUUACAUGUACGACCUAUAGAUGGUUGAAAGAAAAGCUGUUGAAAGCUUUAAAUUUAUGUUAAGUCAUAUUUUAUAUGUAAUAUAUCUCAAGAUUUUUAAUGGCUUGAAUCAUUUAAAGUAUUUCUUUGCUAAAGAACGGCUACGCCGUGUUUCUAAUUUGAACAUAAUAUGUUUAUGAAGGAAUUCACAAUUCUUAUGUAAAAUUAUAUUAACGCUUAAUUUAGGUGGGCAAGUACACAACAAAUCGUACAGCUUAUAAAGCACCAUUUGGAAUGCACGAAAUGGAAAGUGAAGAUCACAGCGGAAUAAAAGUAUGAGCUUCAAAACUAAAAUUAUGGAUACACGGAUCGAUCAAGGUUGCAGUCCACGAUCCCUCACAUGUGUUGUACUAAAAUAUGACAAUAUUAUUGAAUUGUAUCAGUAUGGCAAACAGAGUGAUGGGGGGUAGUAUGGCCAGAAACAUGACCGAACCAGUAUCGUGCAACCAAUAGAUAGUGAGAGUUGUGCGUUGAAACAAUAAAGUCGUAAAAAAGUGUUUACAUAAAUGAGGUCACAGUUGGAAUGGUGAGACGAUCGUUUGGAGUUUGUUGAUAAUACAUAGCAGAGCAGAAGUAAAAAUGACUAUUAUAAAAUGAAUCGACACAGCAGAAGCAGUAUAGAAUACGUUGUUACUACAAUAAAUGGGUUGUACUGAAUAGGAGUGAAAACAUUUACAAUGGAUACACCUUCCCGUGAGGAAAGCGCGUGUACCGCUGUUAUAAAGAAAUUAUUAUUUUUUUAUUACAGACAAUACAUACAUUGUUGCGUUUAUUUAGCCUUCAGAUACCCCCAUGGGUUGUAAAUCGGCUACGACAGGAGCCGUCAAGGUGUAUUCUUUAAGUUACAAUAAUUAAAAACACAUGUUUCAGAUCGAAGAAUGCACAUUGGUUGAAGAAAGCACAGGAAUGUUUUCGAAAAUAAAUUGAAAGUUAAAUGGAAAAAA
Molecule: messenger RNA, 10689 nt
Organism: Anopheles funestus (African malaria mosquito)
Lineage: Eukaryota; Metazoa; Arthropoda; Insecta; Diptera; Culicidae
Gene: Trpm
Product: transient receptor potential cation channel trpm
Exons: 24
Coding region: 2692-8742 (2016 amino acids)
Biological process (GO): monoatomic cation transmembrane transport; protein tetramerization
Cellular component (GO): membrane
Molecular function (GO): monoatomic cation channel activity
Source: RefSeq, a predicted model, not a curated record